Messenger RNA from Euleptes europaea (tarantolino), 1150 nucleotides. Its product is annotated as apelin receptor-like. Gene Ontology annotation, molecular function: G protein-coupled receptor activity. The transcript has a single exon. NCBI's taxonomy places the organism in Eukaryota, Metazoa, Chordata, Lepidosauria, Squamata, Sphaerodactylidae. Gene Ontology annotation, biological process: G protein-coupled receptor signaling pathway; immune response. The record is from RefSeq and is a predicted model, not a curated record. Bases 134 to 1150 code for a protein of 338 amino acids. Gene Ontology annotation, cellular component: membrane.
CUACGAGGACUUGGAGGCCGACUACUACGACGGGGCGGCGCUGGGCAACUGGAGCGCGGGGGCGGCGCAGUGCCCCUGGGAGGAGGCCGAGGCGGACUGGGAGGUGUCCUUCUCGCUGCUGCCCGUCCUCUACAUGCUGGUCUUCGUGCUGGGCCUGUCGGGCAACGGCCUGGUGCUGCUGACGGUGUGGCGCGGGCCGCGGGCCAAGCGCCGCUCGGCCGACGCCUACCUGGGCCACCUGGCGCUGGCCGACCUGGCCUUCGUGGUGACGCUGCCGCUGUGGGCGGCCUACACGGCGCUGCGCUUCCACUGGCCCUUCGGCUCGGCGCUGUGCAAGCUCAGCAGCUACCUGGUGCUGCUCAACAUGUUCGCCUCGGCCUUCUGCCUGGCCGGCCUCAGCGUCGAGCGCUACCUGGCCGUCGCGCACGCCCUGCCCCGCGCCGCCGGCCGGCCGCGCGCCGCCACCCUGCUGGCCCUGGGCGGCGUGUGGCUGCUGGCCGGCCUGCUGGCCCUGCCCGCCCUGCUGCUGCGCCGCACGCGCCCCGCCGCCGGCGCCCACCCCGCCGACGGGGAGGCCGCCCUGCACUGCGACAUGGACUUCAGCGGCGUGGCGUCCAGCCCGGCCGAGGAGGAGCGCUGGCUGGCGGCCCUGAGCCUGGCCACCACGGCGCUGGGCUUCGCCCUGCCGCUGCUGCUCAUGAGCCUGUGCUACUGCGCCGUCGGCGCCACCGUCCGCCGCCACUUCCAGCAGCAGCCGCCGCCGCCGCCGCGCGCGCGCCACGAGGAGGGCCGGCAGCGGCGCCGCCUGCUGCGCAUCCUCGUGGCGCUGGUGGCCGUCUUCGCCGCGUGCUGGCUGCCCUUCCACCUCCUCAAGAGCCUCUACGUCCUGGGCUGGGUGGGCCUCGUGCCGCUGCCCUGCGCCUGGCAGGAGCUCAUCCCCCGCCUGCACCCCUACGCCACCUGCCUGGCCUACGGCAACAGCUGCCUCAACCCCUUCCUCUACGCCUUCUUCGACGGCCGCUUCCGCGCCCGCGCCCGCCAGCUGCUGGGCCUGCGCGCCCCCCGACGCCCCCCGCCCGCCUCCGCCUCCUCCACCCUCAGCGGGCACACCCACAAGUCCGAGGCGCCCUCCCUGGGCACCAAGGUGUAG